Ramularia collo-cygni is the source of this 1230-nucleotide messenger RNA. RefSeq lists its product as uncharacterized. Bases 1 to 1230 code for a protein of 409 amino acids. The record is from RefSeq and is a predicted model, not a curated record. Lineage: Eukaryota; Fungi; Ascomycota; Dothideomycetes; Mycosphaerellales; Mycosphaerellaceae. The transcript has 2 exons.
AUGGCCCCCGACAUCACCUCGCUUCCACUCUCCCCGCGUCCCUCGCAGCCCAACUCGCAGACUCCCUCGACGACCGCUUCUCGACGCCCCUCGCAGAUGAUGCCUCCGCCCAUCCAGCCGGCCUCGCUGACCAUUUCGCAUCGAAGCCCGAUCAUGUCGGGCCAGGAGCAGAAUGUCCCUCUCCGCCAUCCUCGGCCCCUCACCGCCGCCGAGUUGUACCUCGAAUGUGAGAAGGAGCAGGAAGCUGUGGUCAAUCGCCUCACUCGCGAACUCACCGCCCUCCGCGCUCAGUCCGCUUCCGUCGCCAGCAAUCACUCCAUGUCGUCCAAUUCCACCGCCGCCUCCAACUCGCUCCUCCCCGUCGACAUCGGCGACACCAAUCCCACACAUCAGAUGACGGGUGCCACCCAUCCUACUCCUUCCCGGAGACAUCGCUCUUCAUCGUCCAUGAGUGGCAGGAGCAAUGUCAUCCUCACCCCUUCCUCCAUCGCUGGCAGCACACAGGCUGUUGCAGGAAGUUCCCAUGCGGGACAUGGCGUGUCACAAGCUUCGGCAGAUCGUGCUGCUGCGGCGGGUAAUCUCUCUCGGAAUCCGUCGGUGAGUGGAAGAUCAGGAGCGAGUACACCAGCGAGGCAGAGCGUGGAUUUCUCCAGAAGUGCUGUUCUCGCCCGCCCUUCCAUGUCUCGGGAGAACACUAGCUCUUCCACUCUGGCCCAACCUGGUUUUCCGGCGGCCGCUGCACAAGGACCCACGAGGGAUGUCCGCGACGCUAUGCAGCACUUUGCCGAUACCAGCGCCUACCGCACAGAAAUGGAAAUCGUCAAGGCAGAGAACGAURUCCUACGACAGCGCGUCCGAGCUCUGGAACAGGCUCUCCGCACUCAGCGUCGAGGAUCGAGCUCUUCUCGCGAACCAAGAGGGGAGCAGAGAGAGCGGGGAGCCAGUGAUGUCCGCACAGACCGUCGCGAUGUCCGGAGCGGGGAGAGUCUCUCCACCCGAGGCCACAGCAUUGGCUCGCCGCCUCCAUCAGCAGGUCUUGGGGUCGCUGCCUGGGCGGCUAAUGAUGGAGGUAUUGGAGGUGUGGCGGGACCGAGGGAGAGGAGUGAGAGUCAAUCCACCACCGCGAGCAGUCGGAGGGGCGUCCCUGUUCCGGGCAUUACGGACGAUGAUGUGAGGGUCGGUGAGAGUGCCAGCAGUCUGAAUGCUGGUGCGAGAGGUGGCACGGCUUAG